AUGGAGCCGGCCGGUAGCGACAACAACGACAGAUCUGGUGUAAAACGUGAAAAAAUGGCAGAAUCAUAUAAUGGUCAGGAGAAUGUCACCUACGAAAUGCAACCAAAACAAGCCACGGUGCGUUAUUGUUGUGACGAUUGUGAUUUAACGUUUGACGGCUUAGAAUACUUGAUUUUACAUAAAAAGUUUCAUGGGAAUGAAAAAGAUACUCCACAAAUGGUACCAGAACCUACAAUGGUUGUAAGAGAAGGUCCUAAAAAGAGGAGGAAGUUCAAAUGUGAUCAAUGUGAUGUUAAAGUAAAUUCUCAGUACCAUUUGGAUAUACAUCAUAGUAAGCACGAAGGAAAUGCAGCUAAAAAGUAUAUAUGUCAGGUAUGUGAUCGAAGCUUUGUAGCCGCCCAAUUUCUUAAAAGUCACAUGCAGUCUCAUUCAACAACAAGCACUAUUAAUUGUGAAAUUUGCAAUAAAAACUUCACAGGGCAAGCUUAUUUAAAGCUCCAUAUGCAACUCCACAAUGAUAUAAAAAAGUUUAAGUGCUCUAAAUGUGAUGAGAUGUUCCCUACUAAAAACUGCUUAAAGAUUCAUAUGAAAAAACACUCUAAAGUGAAGAAUUUCAAAUGCGAUUGCUGUCAGAAACUCUUUGUAUCAAAGAUUACUAUGGAAAAGCAUCGCCAGAGCCAUGAAGGGCAGCCUAUGGACUGUCUAGUAAAAUGCAAUCAAUGUGACCGAACAAUGCAUUCAACUUUGCUUCGGACACAUAUAGCCAGAGCACAUCCAUCAACAAUUGAUGAUGAUGUCAAGCGACCACAUAAAUGUACAACUUGUGGUAAGAGUUUUAUUGUUAAGAUUAACUUGAACCUACAUAUUCGUGUCUGCCACCCUGAUCUAGCAGACCCUGAAGAUGAAGAUGAUGAUGUAAUGACGGAUAAUUCUUAG
Pieris macdunnoughi is the source of this 936-nucleotide messenger RNA. NCBI's taxonomy places the organism in Eukaryota, Metazoa, Arthropoda, Insecta, Lepidoptera, Pieridae. The record is from the annotation of a GenBank genome assembly.